AUGAUUAUCAGUUCAUGGAAUAUUAGGGGGUUAAGGGGUGACGGGAAGCUGAGAAUGGUAAAAGAACUUAGAAGGAAACAUAGGAUGGAUAUGUUAGGUCUGGUAGAGACUAAAAGACAGCUAGUUACAAGGUUUGAUGUGUCAAAAAUAUGGGGGAGUGGAAGUAUGGGAUGGGAAUAUGUGGAGUCUGAUGGUGCCUCUGGUGGCUUGUUAUUAAUGUGGGAUGAUGGCUUCUUUAAAAUGCGAAAUUCUUAUAAAGGUGAGCGAUGGCUGUGUGUUGAAGGGAUACUGUCAGAGAAGUCUGUUGACUGUGCGUUUUUCUUGGUUUAUGGGGCUCACACUAGAGAUAAGAAACGUAUUGUGUGGGAGGAGCUGAGUUUCACGGCUGGCCUAUGUCCAGGCGCGUAUUGUUUUCUGGGGGACUUUAAUGAGAUUGGCCAAGUGGAAGAAAGGCGAGGUCUGGAUAGCUUACCUCUAUCGGCUCAGGACUAUAAGGUUUGGGUACAUGACAUGGGCUUGGUGGACCUGCCAAUUUCAGACCUUAAGUUUACAUGGUUCAGAAGACAGUCAUGUAGCCGUAUUGACAGAGCUUUGGUUAGCUUGGAAUGGCUUGAGGCGUUCCCGGAGACUCGUUUGAGAGGGUUUCUAAGGAUGGUCAAGGAGGAAUGGAGAGGGCUGGGAGAGAUACAAUUCACUGAUAAACUGAAGGCGUUGACGGUUCCUUUGGGGAGAUGGCACAGAGACAACUUUGGUGAUAUGGACAGGAAAAUUUUGAUGUUUGAGGAAGAGAUUCAGAAGAUUGAUGACAUGGUUGGCAAUGGGAUCUAUGACGAGACAGUGGAAGCAAGAAGGAAGGCGUUAGUUAAGUGCUGCGAGAAAUGGUAUGUGAGGAAAGAAUUACAUUGGAAGCAGAUGUCAAGGUCGAGGCUUGCAAGGGACAUGGAUAAAAAUACGAGAUACUUUCAUAACUUAGCUUCGGCGAGACGGCGUAAUAACAGGAUUGAUACACUAGCUAUUAAUGGAAGAUUGGUAAGGAAUCAAGCUAGGAUUAAAAUUACAAUCAGGGAGUUUUACAAAGAAUUAUAUCAUCAAGAGAGGUCUCCUGAGAUGGGGUUCAGAGAUGGCCUGGUGGAAAGGAUAAGCGAGGAGGAUUCUCUUGCACUAGAGGUGCUACCAUCACCUGAGGAGAUUAAAGAGGCAGUGUGGGAUUGUGAAUCAUCCAAGGCUCCAGGAUGUGACGGGUACAACAUGAACUUCAUAAAAAAGUGUUGGAAUGAUAUAGGAUCCGACUUUACGGUAGCGGUGUUGGAUUUCUUCCAAUCUUCAAGGUUGCCGCCUGAUGCUAAUGUCACAUGGGUGGCAUUGGCCCCCAAGUUUCCUGGUGCGAAGGAAAUAAAAGAUCUGCAUCCAAUUAGCAUGGUAGGGUGUGUAUAUAAGGUAAUCUCGAAGAUGCUGGUUAGGAGAAUGAGAGGGGUUAUGCCAGGACUAGUGGGCGAGACACAGAGUGCUUUUAUAAAAGGUCGAAAGAUUCAUGAUGGGGCUCUUAUCGCAUGUGAAACGGUUCAGUGGAUCAAACAACGGAAGAGGAAAGCGGCAAUAAUAAAGUUGGACUUUCAGAAAGCAUACGACAGAGUCAAGUGGAGUUUUGUAGACCUUGUACUGCAGAAGAUGGGGUUUGGCCGAAAUUGGAGGGGGUGGGUGAUGGAGUGUAUCAGCACGUGCUCUAUGUCAAUAUUGAUAAAUGGUUCACCAUCCAAGCCAUUCAAGAUGGAAAGGGGGCUGAGGCAAGGGGAUCCUCUGUCCCCAUUUCUCUUUGUACUUGUGGUUGAUGUACUACAUAGGAUGAUUGGAGAAUCUGUGAGAAACGGUCGCAUAUUACCAUUGAUGGUUGGGAGAGAUCAUAUUGAGUUAUCGCAUCUACAGUUCGCAGAUGAUACUGUUUUGUUCUGCCCGCCGGAGGAAGACACAAUCAAAAACUACAGGAGGUUGCUUAGAUGCUUCCAAUUGAUGUCAGGUUUAAGCAUUAACUUUGAUAAAUCCAGUUUGAUUCCUGUUAACUGCGAUGAACAGUGGGUCCAACGUAUGUGUGGUCUACUGGGCUGUAAGCAAGCCAAUCUACCUGUUAAAUAUCUCGGUAUCCUGUUAGGAGCAAACCCAAGGCUGGUGAAGACGUGGAAGCCAGUAAUAGACAAAGUAGAGGAAAAGCUUAGUCUCUGGAAGGCCAAGAUCCUCAAUAAGACCGGUAAGCUAGUACUUAUCAAAUCUGUGUUAAAUAGUCUACCGGUUUAUUAUCUGAGCCUCUAUAAGAUGCCAAAGGCUGUUGCAGAGAAACUGAUAUCCUUGCAGAGAAGAUUUUUAUGGAAUAAAGAGGAUGGAAAGAGUGGUAUGGCUUUGGUGAAGUGGGAAGUGGUUCAGGCCCCUAAGAAGUUAGGUGGGUUGGGGGUUGGGGAUGCUAUGAUAAGAAAUUCAGCUCUUGUGUUUAAAUGGUGGUGGAGGUUCUCUAAAGAGGAGUGUCCUCUGUGGAAGAAGGUUGUAUGUUCAUGUAACAACCUCAAUCCAAAUGAGCCCCUGUACUCUCAGAAACUACCUAUCCGAGGUGGUCCGUGGAAGGAUAUUUGUCAGUUACAGUUCAAGAGUCAAGAAGUCCGACAAAAAAUGAUUACUGGGUUGUCUAUGGAGGUAGGUGAUGGGAGACGAACCCGGUUUUGGGAGGAUGUAUGGAUUCAUGGAGGUUUUCUGAAAGACCGCUUUCCAAGGCUAUUCUCGGUUUCAAACCAAACAGGAUCAAUGAUAGGGGAUUGUGGGUUUUGGGAUGGGUUAGAAUGGGUAUGGAAUUUUCAGUGGAGGAGAGAAUUGUUUCAAUGGGAGUUGGAUCUAGUAAACCAGCUUCACCUCACUCUGAAACUGGUCAAACUUGAUCUUGGGAGAGAGGAUAGAGUUGUAUGGAAGUAUGAUAAACAAGGGAUUUUUUCUACUAACUCAUUUGUGCAGGUGUUGCAGGUGGAAAUGGCUCCAGAGGAUAUACAUAGCUACAAUUUUACUAGGACCAUUUGGAAAGGCCUUGUCCCACCCAGAGUAAAGCUGUUUGUCUGGUUUGUCCUGGUUGGCAGGGUUAAUACGAAGGAGAGACUGAGUCGACUUGGGAUCAUUCCCCAACAAGAUACUUUGUUGUUUUAUGUAACAGUAAUGUAG
Molecule: messenger RNA, 3192 nt
Organism: Arachis stenosperma
Lineage: Eukaryota; Viridiplantae; Streptophyta; Magnoliopsida; Fabales; Fabaceae
Exons: 2
Coding region: 1-3192 (1063 amino acids)
Molecular function (GO): catalytic activity
Source: RefSeq, a predicted model, not a curated record